Capra hircus (goat) is the source of this 3158-nucleotide messenger RNA. It is a transcript of the gene RHPN2, whose product is annotated as rhophilin Rho GTPase binding protein 2. The record is from RefSeq and is a predicted model, not a curated record. Gene Ontology annotation, biological process: negative regulation of stress fiber assembly; signal transduction. The transcript is spliced from 15 exons. Gene Ontology annotation, molecular function: protein binding. The coding region runs from base 24 to 2084 and encodes 686 amino acids. NCBI's taxonomy places the organism in Eukaryota, Metazoa, Chordata, Mammalia, Artiodactyla, Bovidae.
UUCUGCGCUCCGGUGCCGCCAGCAUGACGGACGCGCUGCUGCCCGCGGCCCCCCAGCCGCUGGAGAAAGAGGGCCACUGCUACUUUCGGAAGGGUUGCAAUCCCCUUGCGCAGACUGGCCGGAGCAAACUACAGAAUCAGAGGGCCGCCUUGAACCAGAAGAUCUUGAAAGCCAUGCGGAUGAGAACAGGAGCUGAGAACCUUCUGAAAGCAGCCACAAACCAAAAGGUACGAGAGCAGGUGCGCCUGGAACUGAGCUUCUUGAAUUCAGACCUGCAGAUGCUCAAGGAAGAGCUGGAGGGGCUCAACAUCUCGGUAGGAGUCUAUCAGAACACAGAGGAAGCAUUUACGAUUCCCCUGAUUCCACUUGGCCUGAAGGAAACCAAGGACGUUGAUUUUUCAGUCGCUCUCAAGGAUUUUAUUCUGGAACAUUACAGUGAAGAUAGCUACCUCUACGAAAAUGAAAUAGCAGAUCUCAUGGAUCUCAGACAAGCCUGUCGAACGCCCAGCCGAAAUGAGGCGGGAGUAGAGCUGCUGAUGAGUUACUUCUUGCAGCUGGGGUUUGUCGAGAGCCGAUUCUUCCCACCCACCCGACAGAUGGGGAUCCUGUUUACCUGGUAUGACUCUCUCACCGGGGUUCCGGUCAGCCAACAGAACUUGCUGCUGGAGAAGGCCAGCAUCCUGUUUAACAUCGGAGCCCUCUAUACACAGAUCGGCACUCGGUGCAAUCGACAGACAGAAGCUGGGCUGGAGAGCACGGUGGAUGCCUUUCAGAGAGCUGCAGGGGUUUUAAACUACCUGAAGGAGACAUUUACUCACACUCCAAGCUACGACAUGAGCCCCGCCAUGCUCAGUGUGCUCGUCAAAAUGAUGCUGGCACAAGCCCAAGAAAGCACGUUUGAGAAGGUCUGCCUCCCUGGGCUCCAGAACGAGUUCUUCCUCCUGGUGAAGGUGGCUCAGGAAGCGGCCAAGGUGGGAGAGGUCUAUCGGCAGCUGCACGCAGCCAUGAACCAGGAGCCGGUGAAGGAGAACAUCCCGUACUCCUGGGCCAGCCUGGCCUGCGUGAAGGCCCACCACUAUGAAGCCCUGGCCCACUACUUCACAGCCACCCUGCUCAUCGACCACCAGCUGAAGCCUGGUGAAGAUGAGGACCACCAGGAGAAGUGCCUGUCCCAGCUCUACAGCCACAUGCCAGAGGGACUGACACCCUUGGGCACCCUGAAGAAUGUUCAUCAGCGCCAACUACUGGGGAAAUCCCAUCUGUGCCGAGCUGUUACCCACCACGAGGAGUCCAUGAGGGAGGCCAGCCUGUGCAAGAAGCUCCGCAACAUCGAGGUGCUGCAGGAGGUGCUGUCCGCGGCGCGCCAGCGGUCCCAGCUUAAGUACUCUCAGCUCCGGGAGGACGAUGACCUCCUGAACUUGACCGAUGCUCCCGACAUCGUCUCUAAAACUGAGCGAGAAGUUGAAAUUAUACUCCCACAGUUCUCUAAAGUGACAGUAACAGACUUCUUCCAAAAGCUGGGUCCUUUAUCUGUGUUUUCGGCUAACAAGAGAUGGACGGCUCCUCGAAGUAUUCACUUCACUGCAGAAGAAGGGGACUUGGGGUUCACCCUGAGAGGAAACUCCCCAGUUCAAGUCCACUUCCUGGAUCCAUACUGCUCUGCUGCGGAGGCAGGAACCAAGGAAGGGGAUUAUAUUGUUUCCAUUCAAGACGUGGAUUGUAAGUGGCUGACGCUGAGUGAGGUUAUGAAAAUGCUGAAGAGCUUUGGCCAGAAUGACAUUGAGAUGAAGGUCGUGAGCCUCCUGGAUGCCACAUCAUCCAUGCAUAGUAAAUGUGCCACCUACUCUGUGGGCAUGCAGAAGACUUACUCCAUGAUCUGCUUAGGCGUCGAUGUUGAUGACAAAACUGAUAAAACCAAGAAAGUCUCGAAAAAGCUCUCAUUUCUGAGCUGGGGCACCAACAAGAACAGACAGAAGUCGGCGAGCACCCUGUGCCUCCCGUCGGUUGGUGUCGCAGUGCCUCCAGUCAAGAAAAAGCUCUCCUCUCCCUUCAGCCUUCUCAACACCGACAGCUCUUUGUACUGACGUGAAGAUGCGAGAGCGCUUCCCAUACUGACUGGACCUUCAUGUUUGUGCCACAGAGGAAGAUUUCUCAAUAUGCUCAAAUCCCAUCUUCUCAGAGCAUAAACAUACAAUUGAUAUGUCCUUGAGUGUAAGUAACAAGAAGCCUCUAGAAGCUUGUGGAAGACAAACUUAAUUAGGGGAGUCUAACCAUACUGCUGCAAGUUAUUUAUUAUAUAAAGUAUUGUAAAUAGAAGAAUGUGGAAAUACGGCUGUUUUUAACGACUAUAAUUAGGACUCUUAGUUACUUAAUGUCAGAGUUCAAUUAGGAUUUCCUAUAUGGGUCCUAUUAGUAAGUUUUUAGGCUCAGGUGAUACAUAGAUUAAUUCCUUAACUUGGAAUUCAGGUGACCCCAAACUCAGGCAGGGGGAGGGACUAUAAUGCUAGACUAAGUGUUACUAAAAACUGUCCCAAAGACCUGCUACCUAAGGGGGAAUCACUAACCUAGAACAAGAUUUUACUAUUAUUUCUAGAUAAUAUGAAGGCUAUUUCCAGAUAAAAUCUAGUGCCAAAUUUGUCAUGACUUUAGAUUAAAAAAAAAAACAUUUAGGAGCAGUUUUUCUUCCACUUUAUGUCACUUAAAAGUCGCUAACACAGUGGCAGUGUUAGAUGAAGAUGCUGUCUACAAGGUAGAUAAUAUACUGUUUGAUACUCAAAACAUUUCUCAUUUUGUUUAAAGUAGAAAGUACAUAAUUGUAUAUUUUAAGAGUCUUUAGGAAGGGUUAAAAACAUUGUACAAAGACAAGAUGUAAAUGACUCAAGUUUAGAGCUCUAUUUGACUUUGUAAAAUGACACUGGUUUAUCUUGCUAUACAUUGGAUAACAUAGUGAUUCUAAGAUUCACUGUUGACAUAGUAUAAGUUAUAUAUCUUCUACAGAUAUAGCACUGCCAUGUCAUUUUGAGAAUAAAUGAACUUAGAAUAUUUUCUAGUGUGUAAUGUCAAAAGGGAAGCAACCAUAUUUGGGAAAGUGUAUCCACUGUUCUUAUUGAUAUUUUUGUAAAAAUAUUUAAAUAAACACAUUCAUUUGCCUCAGUUAA